AUGUCGGCGCUCCCCUCGUCGCGCAAAACACACAGCGAAAAACACAAGCAGAUCUUCCGCCAGCUCCUCAAGGAGUCGCCCAACAAAAGCUGUGUCGACUGCAAGUCCGCCCAGCACCCGCGCUGGGCCUCCUGGAACUUGGGCUGUUUCAUCUGCAUCCGCUGCUCCGGCAUCCACCGCUCCAUGGGCACGCACAUCUCGCGCGUCAAGUCCGUGGACUUGGACGUGUGGACCGACGAGCAGGUCGAGUCCAUGAUCAAGUGGGGCAACGAGAAGUGCAAUCUCUUCUGGGAGGCCCGCUUGCCCGCGCACUACGUGCCGGACCCCCUGAAGAUCGAGAACUUCAUCCGCACCAAGUACGACAUGAAG
This is a messenger RNA of Metschnikowia bicuspidata var. bicuspidata NRRL YB-4993, 369 nucleotides long. It is a transcript of the gene AGE2, whose product is annotated as Age2p. The record is from RefSeq and is a predicted model, not a curated record. The annotation marks the transcript as partial. The transcript has a single exon. Gene Ontology annotation, molecular function: GTPase activator activity; sequence-specific DNA binding. Gene Ontology annotation, cellular component: Golgi apparatus. Gene Ontology annotation, biological process: endocytosis; regulation of DNA-templated transcription; intra-Golgi vesicle-mediated transport. NCBI's taxonomy places the organism in Eukaryota, Fungi, Ascomycota, Pichiomycetes, Serinales, Metschnikowiaceae.